This is a messenger RNA of Gracilinanus agilis (Agile Gracile Mouse Opossum), 5177 nucleotides long. It is a transcript of the gene APOBR, whose product is annotated as apolipoprotein B receptor. Gene Ontology annotation, molecular function: lipoprotein particle receptor activity. Gene Ontology annotation, biological process: lipid transport. NCBI's taxonomy places the organism in Eukaryota, Metazoa, Chordata, Mammalia, Didelphimorphia, Didelphidae. The record is from RefSeq and is a predicted model, not a curated record. The transcript has 4 exons. Bases 158 to 4267 code for a protein of 1369 amino acids.
UUUAUGUUUAUUGAGGGACAGGACUUAUAGACUGUGGUGUUGGGGCUGAGUGGGAGGGGUCAGGGCAGAAAAGGAAGUAGCAACAUCGGGGAGAAGACAGGAUGACUGGGGAGGGGAAGAUCAUUGCAGGCUUUCUGGAUGGACAAAGAACAGACAGAUGGAACUCCUGAGGCUUCAUUUCCCUGGGGUGCACCGUACCCUAAGGGAGGCUCUGGCCUCCCUAAGCAACUUUGCUUCCUACCUCUUAGGAGACACAGUUCCCUCUGCAGAGGAGAAGGGGGGAAAGGUCGGCAGGAGAGAUGAGGGGAGGGUGAAGGAGCAUGAGGAAAGAACUGAAGAAGGGAGCCAGCAAACUGAAGAAUCUAAGGAAGCACUGGCAGGGAAGGAAGUGACCAUCGGCAGAGAUAUGGAAGAUACUUUUUUCCCUGGAGGGUCAGAAUGUAGAGAAACUUGGGGAAAAGGGAAAGAAAAGAAGACUGGGGAAAUUCAGGAAUCAGAGACUGAGGGAAUCUGGGAGACAGGGAAAGAGGUUGAGGUAGACCUGAAUGAGGAGAUAACCAGGGUCUUUAGAAAUUGGGACAGCAGCAAUAAGAAUUCCAAAGGAAUCAAGGAGGAUAAAGGAGAGAUCAGAGGGAAGUAUAAGAUAGAGGUUCAAGGAGCUUCGUGUAUGAUGGGGACAGAGCCCAAGCAAGAGCAAAAGGUAGAUACGUUAGAGACUACGGAAUGUGAAAAGAAAAGGCUCUUGGAUGAAGGAUACUUGGGGUCAGAAGAACUUGCCUCAGAAGAAAAGAGUGUCAAAGAGCUAAAAGCACAGGGUGAGAAAAACCAAGAGUCCAAUAAGAAGGAAGUUAAUUUAGGGAAGACUGAGAACUACUGGAGAAGGGAGGAAACUGAGCCAGUGAAAGAACAGAAGGAAGAAGUCAAAGAGUCUAAACUGGGAGAUCCAGAAGGAAGGGCUUUAAUAGCCUCAGGGGUGGAAUCUGAGAAUGGAUUAAUCUGGGAGGACAAACAGGAUGGGGAAGCACAGGAGGCAGAAGGAAAUGUUAGAGAUUGGGAAGAAGCAAGAGAGGGUAAGAAAGCACAGAGGGCAAGAGGAGAGCCAGGAAAUGGCCAGAAGAUAGAAAUGGAAACCAGGAAAAGUCAUGAGAUGAAGAAGGCACCUGAUGGAGCUUUGGGGAGAGAAUUAGGGGAAAGUGGGAAAGUAGAAGCUCCUGAAAAUCUGGAGUUAGAGAAGCAUGAGGUCAAGAAAAUUUGGGAGACAGAGAAGAUUGGGAUCAGAUGUACGGAAAAAGAAGUGGCUUGGGAAGUCCAAUGUACAAAGCCCGAGAAUAUAGAUAUAGAAAAGUUACGAGGAGUCCAGGAGCCAGGAGAAAAAACUGAGAGAGAAAAUGCUGUAAAAGCUGAGGUUUCAAUAACUUCAGUCAUGGAGAAAGCUGAGGUCGGGGAAUCGAUAAAAUCAAAGACAAAAGAAAUAAUUCCAAAAAAAGAAGGUGAGCAAGUCUGGAAGGCAGAGGAUCUGGAGAUCAGUAAAGAAUGGGGCUUGGAUGUUAUUCAAAGGGGCUGGGAUACAGAAGAGGCAGUUGGGAGAGAUUUGGAGAGGAAGAACAAUGAAGAGAAAGAGACUGAGUUAAAUACAUCCUCAGAGCAAGUCUGGACUCAAAGGAGGGAGAGAGAGGAAGAAAUGGCAGACUUCUGGGUCCUAGAAAAAAGGGAGAUUGUGAAAGAUUCAGGGAUGGAAGCUGAAAGAAGUUGGGGCUUAGAGGGAGAAGCUAGGGAAAUCUAUGAGAGUCAGUCAGGGCAAACUAGAAGCCAGGGCAUUCGGGAAGCUAAAAUCUGGGAGGGAACACUUGACAUUGACUCCAAUGAGACUUUAGUAACAAGGCCAGAAAAGGCAGACAGGGGCAACUUAAUGAGGGAAGCAGAGGUGGAAAAAAGCCAAGAAUUGGAGAUAAGCUAUGGAACAGAGGAGGUUAGGGAAGACCAGUGCCCUAAGGAGAUUGGGGGAGAUUGGAACAUGGAAGAAAAAACUGGGAGAGCUCAAGAGACAGAAAAAGAGCUAAUGGAGGAAGAUGCCAAAGAAAGAGAGGAGCAACCAUUCGGAAUUCCAGAGAGAGAGACCUUGGAGAGCUGUAAGAUGGAAGCCCAUAGUGCCCAAAAUAUUAAGAACACAGAGAACAGAAAUGUCCAAGUGGUGAAAAAACAGGACUUAGUCUUAGUAAAAGCCUGGAAGAUAAUGGAAACAGACAUUGAAAGUGGCCAGGUAAGAGAAAUAGAAGACAAGGGAGGCUGGAAAGAUGAGAAAGUUUUCAUACCCCAGACUAGAGAAGACAAGGGAGCUUGGGAAACUGAGGGAAGCCAAGAAUUCAAACAGCAAGAAGCCCCAAAGGCAGAGGCUAAAACAGACUGGAGGGCCAAGCAGUCUGAGAAAAUAGAACCAGAGAAGGAAGAGAAAGAGGUCAGAAGAAUUUGGGAGAAGGAGCUUGAGGGAGGAGGCCAAGAGGCACACACUGAAAGAGGCCAUAAAAUGGAAGAGUCUGAAGUCAGAAAACUCCAGGAUGGGGAAGAGACAGAAGGUAAAGAACACUGGGAAGCAGAAGGAAAGGUCAUAAGAAGCCAGGAGACAAAAGAGGUUGAAGCAAGUCAGGAGAGGGAGGAUAAAAGAAGCAGAGCACUGGAUAGAGAGGCAGAAGGAGAGGUCAUAAGAAGCCAGGAGAUGAAAGGGGUUGAGGGAAGUCAAGAGAGGGAGGAUAAAAGCAGCAGAGUACUGAGUAAAGAGGCUGAAGGAGGCUGGGAAGGAAAUGCUGAAAGCCCAUGGAAUACUGAGAUAGUAAGUGAGAAAGUAGGGCUAAAUUUAAAGAAGGUUGUAGCUGGAAGAAGCCCGGAGACAGAGCAAAAGGUAAAGAGAGACUGGAAGGAAAUCAAAAGAGAUUGGAACUCAGAAGAGGAAAUUUGUCAGGAAAGAACAGAGACUAGAGAAAGUCCAAAUUUAAAUUUAUUAGAGGUUGGAGUCAAGGAAGUUCUGGAGGAAGAAAAGAAAGGCUUCUGGAAGGUUAAAGGAACCAAAGAAUGUCAAGCAAUUGAGGGAAUGACUGAGAGAGAUCAAGUUGAAGAAUCAGAGGUUAGGAAAACCUGGGAGAGGGAAGAGAAAGAGUCUGAGGGAGACCAAGAAACAGGCUCAGUAGAUACUGAGGAAUCCUGCAUAGAUGAGAAAGAGAAGUCAGGGAGCAACUGUGAAAAAGAGAAACUUGCCUUCUGUCAUGGAGCAGAGAUACAGAGGACAAUAACCAACAAGGAAUGGGACUUUGUGAGGGAAGAGAAGAUGAAGGAGGGGCAAAUUAAGUCAGAAGAAAAAUCUGGAAAGGGCAAGGAAAACAAGGAAACAGAGAAAGAGGUUGAUGGAAGCCAGAAUGUGGACUCUGAAAGUACCUGGCCCCUGGAGGAAGAGAGACAAUAUGAGGAAGAAACUGAGAUAGAAGCCAAAACUGGGGGGAGUCAUGCUUUAGGGGGUAGAAAUUCCAUGGACAACCAAUCUAUGGAGAAAGUAGAAGCUAAUGGGGGCAGGGGGCUAGAGGCAGAGAAGAUGGAAGACAGUGGGAACAGAGAAGAGGCAGGAAGCCAGGAAGAUGGAAACAGGGAGGAGAUGGAGCCUGCUGAAUGCUCUGAGACCAAGGAAGCAGCAGACUGGAGAGAUGGAGACAAGGACUCAGAAGUUGCUGGAAUCUGGGAAUUCAGUAAGAAGACUGGAAGAGUCUGGGACUUAGAAAAAGCUAAGUCUAGUCAAGCCAAGGGAACAGAGGAAGCUGCAGAUACGGAAUCUGCAACUCUGGAAGCUUCAGAAAACAGGGAGACAGAAGCCCCAGCACCCACCAAUUCAAUAGCUCUAAUGUUGUCUCCUAUACCCGGUCCUGCUGAUGAUGCCCAAAACAACUGGAGUGAGGCUCCCAUCCCUGGUUCAUGCCUGGACCUCUCCAUUCCCAGAAGUCGAGUUCUCCUCUCCAGAAAUGCCUCCCAUCGACGAUCCCGCCCCUCUUUUAGAAGGGUACCAGCUCCAAGGAAGGAUGACUGUGAUGAUAAUGAGGCUCUGGAGUCCUCACCCUCAAAACUGAGACUACUCCAAUCUGAGGAAACUAUAAUGCCAAGUCCCCUAAAGCCAGAGGGGACCCCAGUCCCAACAAGGAAACGGCCCCCAGGCCAUGGGUUUGGCCUCGCUCAUCCCAGCAUGAUGCAAGAGUUACAGGCUCGUCUGGGACGGCCCAAGCCCCAGUGACCUGAAGACCUAUGAAUCUAAUUUCCCUCCCCUCUCCCACCAUUCCCUGCCUUUACUCUGAUCUCUGACCCCAAUAUCACCUUCAAGCCUGGGAUGAUCUCCCUACCUCAUAGCGACUUCUAAUCAUGUGUCUUAAUCCCCAAAAAGGGAAGCCCCAACCCUUGGUAGCUUCUCCUUUCAUAGGCUAUUUCCAGGUAACUAUACUUUUUUUCUAUAGGACCUACCUAGAAGAUUUAUAUGCUCAAAGAAGAAAGAGAAGAAAAGGGGUUGUAGGUGUUUAUUAUUAGGUCCCCCAAGAAAUAUCUGAUCUUACUCUCUGGGUUCCUCCAGGGAGCAGAAGGAAGACCAUCCUCAAAUUUUUUUCCAAAAAAGAAUAAAUACAACCACUAUUUUCCUGAAAAAAUAAAUAUCUAACAAAUAAAUAUCUUCACUGAACUUGAAGGCCUCUUAAAUUAUGGGAUGGGAAUGGGCUCAGAAGGUGAGAAGGGAGAAAACCAAAGGGGCAUAUGCCACAUCUCCUCCCCUGAGAUGAUAUUACUGGCAGAGGAAGGAUACUUGGGUUGAAGUCUGGGAUCUCCCCCUCCCAAAUGGCUCAGGGCAGGGAAAUUAGCUUCAGGUUGAAAAACAAAUAUAAGGGAGAAAGGAAUACAAUCCUGGAAGGUGAUGUAAGUAGUAGGGAGUCAUCACCCCUAGGUUGAAAACUGUACUUCUUGAGUAGUCAGGGACUGUGUGUGUGAGCAAUUCCCUUUGAGAGCAGCAGGAAAUCCCGGACGGCUCGGCCCAGGACUAGCUCCAGAGAUCUGAGUAGCUGGUAAGUACUCAGGAGUUGUGGCCAAGAGACUUGGUGCACAGGGAGAGAAAAUCUUUCUAAGUCUCUCUUCUCCAGAUCUUGGGUUUCCUUAUCCUCCAG